This is a messenger RNA of Cyclopterus lumpus (lumpfish), 1373 nucleotides long. Its product is annotated as sodium channel subunit beta-4-like. The record is from RefSeq and is a predicted model, not a curated record. Bases 239 to 988 code for a protein of 249 amino acids. NCBI's taxonomy places the organism in Eukaryota, Metazoa, Chordata, Actinopteri, Perciformes, Cyclopteridae. The transcript has 5 exons.
AAUCAAUGUGACGCUACUUCCUCAUAAAACCGUAAAGACUCAAAACCUUUUAAAUAUACUUCUCAUACUAAUGAACACACUAAAGACAGAGAUCACGUGUUCCGGAACAUUCCACGGUGCUGCGCGGGAGCGCGCCCGGUGAGUCAAGCGGGAGCGCGCAUAUCUUUGGCGCGCGAGGUUUUAAAGCUGGAAGUAAAGCGGAAGCUCGUUUUUCAGAAAGCGCAGCGUGGAUUUAACAAUGUUCGUGACACCGAUAACUUUACUAUGUCUUCUUCCCUUCGUGGCCGGAGCGUCUCGUGCCGUUUGCCCGGAUUCCCCGAUAGUGGCGGCAGAAGGAAGCGCCGUCACUCUGCCGUGUCACCUGGAGCCCCAGGUGAACGUCCAGAGCCGCACGGUGGACUGGAGGAGGCUGGACAGCUGUGUGCAGGUCCUCCCCGGGCGGGUCCUCCCCGGGCUGGUCCACGGUUAUCGAUACCGGAAGCAGAACCUGAACGACCAGCGCGUUGAGUUCAGGAACAGGACGACGCUCCACGGAGACCUGAGCAGAGGGAACCUGUCGCUGCUCAUCUCCUCGGUGACUCCGAAGGACUCUGGAUCGUACAGGUGCUUCGUCUCCAAGCCGGACCACGUCUGCUGCGUCAACCUCACUGUUGAACCCAGAGACCAAGAGGACCGGACAACGAGACCUGGUUCCAGCUCCGCUGUCGCUCCAGUGGAAGAGGAACCAGACGCAGAAGAUCGAGAUGCUGCAAAGAACUCGACUGUGUGGAUCGUCGUCGUCGUCGUCGUUGUUGUUGUUGCUCUUUUUGUUGUUGCUCUUCUUCUGAGGAAUCGUAAAACAAUCAAGAAGAUGUUCAGAUGGACGAGGACGAGGACGCCCGGCGUUGGAAUGGUAACCAUGACGACCCGACAAACGGAGGCGCAUGGAGAGCGUCCCGUCGAGGCCGGAGAGCCGUUGGUCGCUGACGAGAACCGCUUAUCCGGUUGAUUUAAGGACCGUUUUAUUGAUCUGCAUUUUAAUUUACCCCCCAAAAAUAUACGCCGACAGCCUCUUCAGACGUCGGAGAGAGAGGAGCGCCUUCUAGUCUGCUGAUUUUAAACGUAUUUAAUUUGAGAUUAUUUAUUCUACUUGAAAUACCAUUUGAAGAAGUGGACUUGCCCAGGUGCAUGAUGGGAAAACCGCCUGGCCUGUCGCCGGAUCAAAGAGCUGAUUGGCUCCCGGCUUUUAAAACAAAAUCCACGUUUUUGUCAAAACAAAAAGGAUUUUCUGUGAAAUCAUCAUAUUUAACACGACCAUGUUGUGCAAUGAAGGUUUAAUUGUAAAAAAAAAAAAAAAAAAAAGGCAACGUUGUUACAGUAUUCUUUCAUAAAAA